AUGGGUGUUGUGGGGCCAGACUGGGUGUAUGAUGGGUGCUGUAGUGCCAGGCUCGGUGUUGGGGUUAUGAUGAGUGUUGUGGUGCCAGGAGGACCCCAAAUCUGCACCACUGGGGACCCGAAAUCUGUACCACUGAGGACCUCAAACCUGCACCACAGAGGACCCCACAUCUGCACCACAGAGGGCCCCAAAUCUGUACCACAGGGGACCCAAAAUCUGCACCACAGGGGGACCCCAAAUCUGUACCACAGAGGACCCCAAAUCUGCACCACAGAGGACCCCAAAUCUGCACCACAGGGGGACCCCAAAUCUGCACCACAGAGGACCCCACAUCUGCACCACAGAGGGCCCCAAAUCUGUACCACAGAGGACCCAAAAUCUGCACCACAGAGGGCCCCAAAUCUGUACCACAGAGGACCCCAAAUCUGCACCACAGAGGACCCCACAUCUGCACCACAGAGGGCCCCAAAUCUGUACCACAGGGGACCCAAAAUCUGUACCACAGGGGACCCCAAAUCUGCACCACAGAGGACCCAAAAUCUGCACCACAGGGGGACCCCAAAUCUGUACCACAGGGGGACCCAAAAUCUGCACCACAGGGGGACCCCAAAUCUGUACCACAGGGGACCCAAAAUCUGCACCACAGAGGGCCCCAAAUCUGUACCACAGGGGACCCAAAAUCUGUACCACAGGGGACCCCAAAUCUGCACCACAGAGGACCCCAAAUCUGCACCACAGAGGACCCCAAAUCUGUACCACAGGGGACCCCACAUCUGUACCACAGAGGACCCCAAAUCUGUACCACUGAGGACCCCAAAUCUGCACCACAGAGGACCCCAAAUCUGCACCACAGAGGACCCCAAAUCUGUACCACAGGGGACCCCAAAUCUGCACCACAGAGGACCCCAAAUCUGCACCACAGAGGACCCCAAAUCUGUACCACUGAGGACCCCAAAUCUGCACCACAGAGGACCCCAAAUCUGCACCACAGAGGACCCCAAAUCUGCACCACAUGGGACCUCAGAUCGGUACCUGCUCCACAAAGGAUGGGUUGGGAUGUAUACAAUGCACAGUACAGAGCUCCAUGACCUUUUAGCAGAUGGUCCAACCCCUGAAGAAGCCGAGUGUGGGCGAAACAUGUUGGGAUUCACCACUGUAACACCGCUAUGGACCGAAGAACUGUAGGCUAUGGGUGUCAUGAAUGCACUUGAUUUUAUAUGGAUAUAUUAUUGUUUUGACCACAAUUGUUAUGUUACACCUUUAAUGUCCCAAGGAACUCCCUUUUUUCUAUUUCAACCAUUAGAUGUAGCGGCUGCAUUUGUUUCUUAG
Molecule: messenger RNA, 1329 nt
Organism: Rana temporaria (common frog)
Lineage: Eukaryota; Metazoa; Chordata; Amphibia; Anura; Ranidae
Product: soluble scavenger receptor cysteine-rich domain-containing protein SSC5D-like
Exons: 3
Coding region: 1-1185 (394 amino acids)
Source: RefSeq, a predicted model, not a curated record